Messenger RNA from Nilaparvata lugens (brown planthopper), 3410 nucleotides. RefSeq names its product neural cell adhesion molecule 1. The coding region runs from base 423 to 1280 and encodes 285 amino acids. NCBI's taxonomy places the organism in Eukaryota, Metazoa, Arthropoda, Insecta, Hemiptera, Delphacidae. The record is from RefSeq and is a predicted model, not a curated record. The transcript is spliced from 10 exons. Gene Ontology annotation, biological process: synapse organization. Gene Ontology annotation, cellular component: neuron projection membrane.
UGCUGCGCCCGAUUUAGUUGAGUUUCACCUCGAGGACCGUUCGCGAUUCUCGUCAAUGUGCUCUUUUCAAGUCACGGCGCCUCAUCUCAUCAAUUGUUCACCUCUGUAGGCUUGCGCGCCAGUUUCUUGUGAAAUAUUCCCUUACCAGUUUAUUGCUGAACUGUGUUGUUGUCUCACAUGUGACUUUGUACGUUAUCACUUUGGUGAUUAGGCUACAAGUAGUGAAGAACAACUCCCCUUAUCAGUAGGUCUUAACCGUCAGUUGGAGUCAUUCAAAUUGGUCACAGUCAAGGGAAACUGCACGCACUAUUGGAACUCGUGACUUCCCAGUUUGUCUUCCAAUUCUGUCAUACGUGGACGUGAAUUGCUCUGAAUAUGGAGUUUUGCUGUUGAGCACUGCUUGAACAAGGAAAUAUCACCAAAUGAAGAACACAAUGGAGGAGUGGCGAGUCGCUUUAUUCGUCCUCCUUGCAGCUCUGGUGCCAAGAUCUCUCCAAGAUAAAGAUAGCAAAGAGUGGUGGUACACAAAUUCGAAUGAUCUGCAGAAACUAUCAAAUAAUGAGCCAUCAUUGGACACCAACAACACCUCCAGUAACGUCACAGUCCAACUGGGCGGCACCGCCUUCCUUCAUUGUCGAGUCAAAAAUCUGGGAGAGAGAACUAUUUCAUGGGUGAGAAGGCGAGACUGGCACAUUUUGACGUCAGGCAUGUUCACCUACACAAACGACGAACGCUUCCAAGUGCUGCAUGCUGAGGGCUCGGAUGACUGGACUCUUCAGAUCAAAUACGUCCAGAAAAGAGAUAACGGAACUUACGAGUGCCAGGUGGCAACCGGAGGCGGAGUGGUGUCGCAGUUCGUCACCCUUCACAUCGUGGUGCCCGAGGCGUUCAUUCUAGGCAGUGGUGAACACCACGUCGAUCUGGGCAGCAUCAUCAGUCUCGUCUGCAUCAUUGAUAAGAGUCCGCAACCACCUCAGUACGUGUUCUGGUACCAUAACGAGCGCAUGAUCAACUACGACACGGCGCGAGGCGGAGUAUCGGUCGACACGGAGCCCGGAGCGAAGACGCAGUCACGGCUGACCAUUCGCGGCGCCCAGGACACUGACUCCGGCAACUACACAUGCAGUGCAUCCAACACCGAGCCCGCAUCCAUAUUCGUAUUCGUCUCUGAAGGUGACAAGAUGGCAGCCAUAUCGAGGAGAAAGUCAUCGUCAGGCUCAGGAAUCGACGUGAUGCUGUGGUUUGUGGUGCUGCCUCUGCUGGUGAUCGCAUCCAGAUAAGAGAUGAGUCACGAGUCGAGUUACAAAUGAAACUGAUCCGAUGCGAUGCGAAGCGCGCUUUUAGUGCGUGAAUGAGGGAGGCGGCUUGACGGUGAUGCUCUGCUCAAGCUGAGGCUUGUCGAGGAAGUUUACCGAGGAUCUGCGACGGUAUUCGUCUAUGUUGACGACGGGUUCAGCGGCUUCACAGGAAACGGAGAGCAAAACUGUCUUCUAAUCUCCACAAGCGCUGCCAAGGAGAAAGGAUCGCGUAAUCCUAGACAAUCUCUGUCAACACACUUCAUAAAAUCCGCUGCCUCAAUUCUCAACACUGGAGCGAGAUGCAGAUCUCCCGAACGGAGGGGGGCCUGCCUGCUCGUUCACAAUACUGUUAAUCUGUCGAAUCUUGCUCGGAUCUAACCUCACUUGAUUAACAGUCGGUGUGAUGCCGUCGCGCCAGAACUGAACUGAACAUAGUUUACUGUUUCCAAUCCUGUUUCAUCUUCUCGAAAUAAGUUAUCACCUCUAAUAGUGUAAAUACUGCUGAAUCUUGCAACAAAUCUACAGCAAGUGUAAAAUGUAGCGUUGGCGAAGUUAUUGAAGUGGAUUCUCUGCGAUGUUUUAUAAGAGAUGCUGAUUUGACCUCACAGGAUCUGCCCAUUAUUUGAAUUAAUGGAACUAUCACAACGAUAAAAAUACUUAAUUAGUAACAUGAACAUUGUAGCGGUCUUUGUGUCAAGAAUAUAGAAGUGAAAUUAUUGUUGGAAUAUGUGAUUGUUGGCUGUUUGAAGAUUGUUUAAUCCCAGUUUUCCUAUAUUCUCAUACUAUUGCUCCAUCUUGUGUUUAUCAAUUGUGAGUUGUGACUUAUUUCUAAAACUGGAGCUGUCUUCCAGAUAAACUUCCAUUCAGCUUGGAAAUGCUCCAAUUGUUAAGCUCGUAGUUUCAUUAGUAAUAUUCAAUCCUGAAAAAGUGCAAUUGAAUUAGUCCAAUCAUAUUGAUUGAAUUGAUUUAGCCUAAUAUCGAUUGUAACCUCAUAACGGCAUAGGCGUUACCAGUUUCUCCUUUUAUGUUGAGUUUAUAAUGAAUUCGAUUUCAUGAUUAAAAUCAUGCCUUCGAUUUGUGAAGUUUGAUAAGAGAAUGAUCGAGUAACAAGAAAGAAGCAACAUUUUAUACAAAACAAAAAACAUAAAUUGAUGAUUUUAAUUGAAUUGCAAAGUUUCAUCAACUCUGUAGCAUGAUUAUUUCCCUGAUAUUUUUGUAUAAUGUCAAUUGGAGAAGUGUUUCUACUUAUUGAAAACAAUGAACAUUGAAGCCCAACAUGAACAACUUGGACAUGAAGUUAUUGAAGGGAGCUUGAUAAACUCAUAAGAACAUGAAACUUCAAUGAGAAAUUGCUUCUUCAAAAUUGUUUGUAUCCAAACAAUGUAUUUCGUAUUUUGCUUCAUCAAUUCAUAUUCCGUUGCUGUAUAUAAUAUGAUUAUUAAAUCCACAGUGUAGUGGUAUCUAUUAUACUUAUUGAAUCAGGACAGAGUCUCUAAAAACAAAAAUAUUCGUGCAAUAUUUUACAUAGUGAGUACUCAUUCAUGGGCUGGAACAUUCUUAAAAUUGAGAAUGAGUCAUGGAGUAAUAAAUGGGAGGUGCUACAAGAAUAAUCCCUAUUUUAUAUUCAACAUUUCAUAAUCUAUUGUACCGUGAUCGUGUGGACCUUCUUGUCAACGAUUAACUCAACAUUCAACAUCCAUAGGGGUAACUAUACUUACCAAUUGAAUCUCUUUAAAAUUUAUAUGUUUAGAUUGAAAUGUUAUGGGCAAUUGUUGUUUAUUCGACCAUCAAUGUAUAUUGUGGAGUUGUAACAUUUAUUAUCAUUAGAAACUUUUCAUACUAUGGUUCACCAGCCAAAAGAAAAGAAUUUUGUACAUAGACUAAAGUGAAAUUUAACUUUUAAGCCGUUAAAUUAAUUUCUCAGAGCUUAUUAUAUAUCACGCUCAUUACAUGGGCACUAGAUAAUUAGCAUUUCAAUUGUGAAUAUUGUAAAUAAAAAAAAUAUUUGAUUCUUGUAACUACUGAUUUUUUGCAUGAUGGAAAGAUGUAUUAUCAAAAUUUACUGUUUUCAUCAACAUAUGUGGAAAAUAAAAAUAUUAUUGUGAAUCCCUU